Homarus americanus (American lobster) is the source of this 580-nucleotide messenger RNA. Its product is annotated as basic salivary proline-rich protein 2-like. The record is from RefSeq and is a predicted model, not a curated record. The annotation marks the transcript as partial. The transcript has 3 exons. NCBI's taxonomy places the organism in Eukaryota, Metazoa, Arthropoda, Malacostraca, Decapoda, Nephropidae.
AUGAUCCCUGGGGCCUUUCCCGGGACGAGGGCUCCUCCAGGAAGGCUGGCGUCCACAGGGGGCUCCUCCAGGAACAACCAGCUUCCAUGGGACUCUCCAGGAAGGCAACCUCAAGGACCCGCGCAGGGGCCAGGAAACGCUCCUAGGGACCCUCACAGGGACGGCGGCGCCCCCUGGGGCCCUGCUAGGGAAACUGACGACCCUAGGUGCCCUCACAGGGACAGUCAAGGUCCCUGGGGUCUUUCCAGGGACGAAGGCGCCUCCAGGGUCGGCGGUGGCCCCAGGGGACCUGGCAGGGGCGCAGGAUCCACCAGGGGCGCUCUUAGGGACAACUGCAAUCCUAGGGGCCCUUCCUCUCAGGGGCGGCGUCCUGGGGGCUCCUCCAGGAACCUUGAGCUUCCAUGGGACUCUCAGGAAAACAGCGGCUCAAGGGACCCUCCAGGGACAGAGCAGCUCUUGGGGACCCUCACAGGGAUUAGCGCCGCCUCCAUGGGAUCUCCUAGGGCACUGGUGACGUUGGGGAGCCCUACAGGGACAGCCAUGAUCCCUGGGGCCUUUCCCGGGACAAGGGCUCCUCCAG